Komagataella phaffii GS115 is the source of this 1488-nucleotide messenger RNA. RefSeq lists its product as hypothetical. Lineage: Eukaryota; Fungi; Ascomycota; Pichiomycetes; Pichiales; Pichiaceae. The transcript has a single exon. The coding region runs from base 1 to 1488 and encodes 495 amino acids. The record is from RefSeq and is a predicted model, not a curated record.
AUGCCGCCACCACCAGCUAUAGUAAGCACGAAGGUAUUUGAAAAAGAGGGCGUGAAAAUCGUCCUGAUAGCUGAUCUUAGAGGAAAACUUACCCUUCUAAACGAGCUUGCUGAUAUUCAUAACGCCGACCUAAUUAUUCAUACUGGCAACUUUGGUUUUCUGGAACAGGAAAGUGUCGACAGAAUCCAUGAGUCAUACCUUCGUCAUAUUGUUGAGUUUUCUCCUCUUUUGAGAGAGGAAACUAUUUUGAGAAUAUCCAAACUCAGUAAAGUUACUGGUGAUAAUGUAGAGCAUUUGUCGAAUCAAGACUUCAACCUGAAAAUUUUGUUGAAAGAUGAAAAAUUGUCCGAACUGCAGGAUUUUAUCCGUGGAGAUUACCAGUUGAAGAUUCCAGUUUACACGAUAUAUGGGAUGUGUGAGGACUUAGUUGUUCUGAAUAAGUUUAAGCACGGUAUCUACGCUGUUCCUAAUCUUCAUGUAAUUGACCACGAUACCCUCUACAAGGUUAAUGUACCAAGACUGGGCCACUCCAUCCUGUUGACAGGUAUUGGAGGAUCUCUGUCAUAUCAUAAAUUGUUCCACCAAGGUACCUCAUUUGAUAGCAAUGAUAUCACCUCCGACCCUAACUUGGCCUCCAUUAUAGACACAAAUCCAAACCAAUUGCUGCCAAUUUCAGGCGACCCAGGAAAUAUCUGGAUUACUUUCAUGCAACUUGGUAAACUUAUUAACACUAUUAUAGAGUACUCUACAAAGAACCCAACUGAUUACAACAAAGCUAUCAAGUUCUUUAUUACCCACCAGUCUCCUACUAGAGAGCCUAUUUUAGAGCAUUUGUCGAUUUUCUUCAAAAUGGACUACACAAUUUCGAACUCUUUGCACUUCAAAUACUCAUCGUCCUAUAAUGAGCUUUCAAUCAACCCCAAUUUUGAGAGUUUCAAGAUCAAGUUCAACGAUUCCCGUAAUAAGUUGGCAACAAUUUGGAAAAACAUACACACAAAGUACGAGUCUAUGCUCUUUAAUCUUAACGAUCCACUGAUGAUCCGUUCACUUGGUCUUGCACUUGAAGUUUUCGACAAGAUUCCCAUUACUACCAAGUCUUCAGAGGUCAUAUAUCCUCUUCAACUCAACAGAGACAACGAACACAGCACCAACGACGCCGACGACUCUUCUUCCUCCACCGAAGAUGAGAUGCUUAAGACUAAAGAGCUCAACUCUAUCAUUAGACAGCUCAACGAUCUUUACUACGUUUCUUUCCAAAAUUCAUGGCAUUUCAACUUGUGUGAUCUGAGCUUAGGGCAAAUGAUCUUAAACCUCGACGAAGAGGGACGCAUUCAAAUGGAAAGCAAAUGUGAAGGCUUCAAUUUCAAUUACAGGCUGAGGGACGAUUUCAACACUGUCAGAGAUGACGAGGCUGAUAAACGUCCCGUAGGUUCUUUCCGUGGUAGAGGCAAGCCUAGAGGAAGAGGCAGAGGAAGAGGAAAGCCUUAG